UUUCCCCUUUCUCAGGUAUUUUGGGGUUCCAGGGAGACGUUCAGAGCCUUUUUGUGAGGGUUGGGGUCUCCCUGCCCCGUUUGGUGGCCCCGGCCCGGCGGCUCCUGGAGCGGGGGCUGCGCUGGGGAGGGCUGGGGGUGCACCCAGCACCCCCCUACGAGGCCAACAUCGACUUUGAAAUCAGGUUCAUGGCCGACUCCGGCAUCGUCGGCUGCUCCUGGGUGGAGCUGCCCCCCGGGGGGGUUCCGCUGGAGGGGGGACCCCCAAAACCCCCCGGGGACCCCCCCAAGGCCACCCUGUGCCAGCUGGAGGCCGACGCUGCCUGGGGGGGGCUGAGGGGUCACCCCCCCGAGGGGCCCUGGCUGGGGCUGCCCCCCCUGAGGGUGCUGAGCUUCGAUAUCGAGUGUGCUGGGAGGAAGGGGGUGUUCCCGGAGGCCGAGCGGGACCCGGUGAUCGCCAUCGCGGCCGUGGCGCUGCGCCAGGGCUGCCGGGAGCCCUUCCUGAGGGUCGUGUUCACCCUGCUCGGCUGCGCCCCCCUGCGCGGAGCCACCGUCCGGAGCUUCGACAGCGAGAGGGAGCUGCUGCAGUCGUGGGCGGAGUUCAUUCGCAUCGUGGACCCCGACGUGAUCACAGGGUACAACAUCCACAACUUCGACUUGCCCUACCUGAUCCAGAGAGCUCAGGUGUUACAGGUGUCGUCGUUCCCAUACCUGGGCCGGGUCAGGGGCGUCCCGUCCCAGGUGAAGGAUUCUGCGUUCCAGUCCCGCCAGCUGGGCCGCAGGGAGGGCAAGGUGGUCAGCACACCUGGGAGGGUCACACUGGACAUGCUGCAGGUGCUGCUGAGGGAGCACAAGCUGCGCUCGUACUCGCUGAACGCCGUCAGCGCGCACUUCCUGCACGAGCAGAAGGAGGACGUGCCCCACGGCAUCAUCACCGAGCUGCAGAACGGCGACGCGCAGACGCGGCGCCGCCUGGCCCUGUACUGCCUGAAGGACGCGGUGCUGCCGCUGCGGCUGCUCGAGCGCCUCAUGACGCUGGUGACGCUGGUGGAGAUGGCGCGGGUGACGGCCGUGCCGCUCAGCUACCUGCUGAGCCGGGGACAGCAGGUCAAGGUGGUGGCGCAGCUCCUGCGGCAGGCCAUGCAGGAGGAUUUGCUGCUGCCGGUGGUGAAGCCGGAGGGGGGAGAGGAUUUUGAGGGGGCCACGGUGAUUGAACCCCUCAAAGGGUACUACGACGUGCCCAUCGCCACUCUGGAUUUCUCCUCCCUGUACCCGUCCAUCAUGAUCGCCCACAACCUGUGCUACACCACCCUGCUGCCGCCAGGGGGCGUCCAGAAACACCAGCUGGGCCCCGAGGAUUUCAUCCGGACCCCCACGGGGCAGCAGUUCGUGACCCCCCAGGUGCGCAGGGGGGUCCUGCCCCGCGUCCUGCAGGGGCUGCUGGCAGCCAGGAGCAGGGUGAAGGCGGCUCUGGCCGAGGAGCAGGACCCCGAGCGGCGCCAGGUGCUGGACGGGCGGCAGCUGGCACUGAAGGUCAGCGCCAAUUCCGUGUACGGCUUCACCGGGGCGCAGGCCGGGAAACUGCCCUGCCUGGAGAUCUCACAGAGCGUCACCGGCUUCGGGCGCCAGAUGAUCGAGAGGACGAAGCAGCUGGUAGAGAGCAAGUACCCGGAUGUACAGGUGGUGUACGGGGACACGGACUCGGUGAUGUGCCGCCUGAGCGUGCCCUCGGUGGCCGAGGCGGCCGCGCUCGGACGUGAAGUGGCCACCUGGGUGUCCGGCCACUUCCCCUCCCCCAUCCGGCUGGAGUUCGAGAAGGUGUACCUGCCCUACCUGCUGAUCAGCAAGAAGCGUUACGCCGGCCUCUGCUUCCCGGGGGGCUCCGGGGGUGACCCCAAGCUGGACUGCAAGGGGCUGGAGGCUGUCAGGAGGGACAACUGUCCCCUGGCUGCCAACCUGGUGACAGCCUGCCUCAGGAGGAUCCUGCUGCACAG
Molecule: messenger RNA, 1993 nt
Organism: Cinclus cinclus
Lineage: Eukaryota; Metazoa; Chordata; Aves; Passeriformes; Cinclidae
Product: DNA polymerase delta catalytic subunit-like
Biological process (GO): DNA replication proofreading; nucleotide-excision repair, DNA gap filling; base-excision repair, gap-filling
Cellular component (GO): delta DNA polymerase complex
Molecular function (GO): DNA-directed DNA polymerase activity; nucleotide binding; 3'-5'-DNA exonuclease activity
Source: RefSeq, a predicted model, not a curated record